AUGAAGAGAUACUAUCCUACAACUUCCAAAAUUCCAAAAUCAAGUUCAACAUCUCAAGAUUUAUCUAACUUGGAAGAAAUAGCUAAUGAGUCGAAACAACAUCAACAAAGUGAAAGAGUUAAUUUAGGCUCUUUAGAGGUUGAUCCUGGGGAAAGAUUAGCAAUUCGAAAAUAUCAUCCAAAUGAUCGUGAUGCAAUACGAAGAACAUAUCUUCAAAGAGGUGCUUUCCAACCUCGAGAGCACAAAUUUCCUCAAAGAAAUUUUUAUGGCAAAUUGCGUCGCUUUAAUCCUCAAUGGUUUUCUGAGUAUGAUUGGUCAGAGUAUAGCGUAACAAAAAAUGCAGCUUUUUGCUUCUUUUGUUAUUUGUCUCAAGAUGAAUGCAUCAAUCAAGGGGGAGGAGAUUAUGUUGAUAGAAGGGGAAGUGUGAUGGAGCGAUUUAUUGGUAUUGUUCAUGUUCGUGAAACUACUGCUUUGUGUCUAAAGAAUGGAAUUGUUGGUUUACUUGCUCAACAUUCUUUAAGUCCAUCUUCCAUAUGUGGACAAUGUUACAAUGGAGCAAGCAAUAUGCAAGGUGAUAUAAAUGGGCUUAAAAUCUUGAUGCAAAAAGAAAGUAAAGGUGCUCAUUCUAUUCAUUAUUUUGCUCAUCAACUUCAACUAACUCUUGUUGCGGUUUCUAAAAGAUGUGAUAAAGUGCAAGAAUUUUUAUUGAAUAAGGCCGAGGUCGGGCGGUGA
Molecule: messenger RNA, 732 nt
Organism: Nicotiana tabacum (common tobacco)
Lineage: Eukaryota; Viridiplantae; Streptophyta; Magnoliopsida; Solanales; Solanaceae
Source: RefSeq, a predicted model, not a curated record